UACAGGAAACAAAAUACAGUCAUUACUUUGUUGUGCAGCUAGCUAUACAUAGAGAUGCUGCACAAGCAACUGGGUAGAGGCUGAUGCCGUAUACACAGAUCGAAAGAAUGAGUCAAAGGCUGGGCCGUAGUGAGGCAGAUGUUCAUUAGCAUUCAAAACACCUGUGGAACUAUUUAUUUCCACAGAUAAUGGAAUUAUUUCACUGUUAGGUGCAUAAUUCUGGAACAAAGGAGGGAAGUGUAAAAUGAAAAUAUUUAGGAGAAAUUAGUCAUUAAGAUGGUAAUUAAAGUCAUCAGAGAAAAAGACCCAGCUUAGAAAGGACAAAGAAACCAAGAAGACCCAAAUAUAGAAUGUGAUGGACUAACAAAUUUAACAGGUAGGUAGAAAAAUAGGCUACAAAGGCUGAGAAAGAAUGUCUAAAUGAUGGAAAGAGAAAUCAGAAAGAUUAGGGCUCUCUAGGUUCUAACCUAGUUUGCGGUGACAUGGCUCAGUGCACCAAGGUCAGAAUCACCAGUAAAUACAGGACCCAUUAUGGUGCCUUUCUCAGGAAAAUGGAGAAGAAAAUUAAAAUCAGCCAGCACGCCAAGUACACUUGCUCCUUCUGUGUCAAAACCAAGAUGAAGAGAAGAGCUGUUGGGAUCUGGCAUUGUGUUUCCUGCAUGAAAACAGUAGCUGGUGGUGCCUGGACCUACAACACCAUUUCUGCUGUCAUAGUAAUGUCUGCCAUCAGAAGACUGAAGGAAUUGAAAGACCAGUAGAAGCUCCACAAUUUGAAAUACUGCUAGCCUACAAUAAAUAGGUUA
Molecule: messenger RNA, 803 nt
Organism: Pteropus alecto (black flying fox)
Lineage: Eukaryota; Metazoa; Chordata; Mammalia; Chiroptera; Pteropodidae
Product: 60S ribosomal protein L37a-like
Exons: 1
Coding region: 483-758 (91 amino acids)
Biological process (GO): translation
Cellular component (GO): ribosome
Molecular function (GO): structural constituent of ribosome
Source: RefSeq, a predicted model, not a curated record